GGGGCGGCCGGGGCCCGGGCGGCGGCGGCAGCGCUCAGCACCCCCUGCGCGCCCACCACGGCCAUGCGGCCCCUGCUGCUGCUGCUGCUGCUGCCGCCGCUGCUGCUGCCGGGCUCCGCCGCGCGCCCUGCGCCCCCCAGGGCCCCGCGCCACUCGGACGGGACGUUCACCAGCGAGCUCAGCCGCCUGCGGGAGAGCGCGCGUCUGCAGCGACUGCUGCAAGGCCUGGUGGGGAAGCGCAGCGAGCUGGACACAGAGAACGGCACGAGCUGGACCAAGUCGUCUGAGGGCCGCUUCUGCCUGCAGUGGCCCCACUCGCCCGUCCUGCAGGCCUGGAUGCCCCUGAGGGACCCCCUGGAUGAGGCCUGGUCUCCCCAGCUGCCUCCUGGACCCGGGUCUGGGGCCGCAUUUUCACAGCCGGCCGUGCCUCCUGCUGAGAUGUCACAGAUGAGGCCCUGAGGAAGAAGGAGCCUCCCCUCUGUCUGCAAGGGGAGCACCGUGGAGCCCAGGCCAGGGAGGGGUGGAGCGGGAGGAGGAGGGGUUGCACCUGUCACCAAUAAAAGAGGAAUUCAGA
Molecule: messenger RNA, 574 nt
Organism: Acinonyx jubatus (cheetah)
Lineage: Eukaryota; Metazoa; Chordata; Mammalia; Carnivora; Felidae
Gene: SCT
Product: secretin
Exons: 4
Coding region: 64-459 (131 amino acids)
Biological process (GO): brain development; positive regulation of pancreatic juice secretion; positive regulation of somatostatin secretion
Cellular component (GO): extracellular region
Molecular function (GO): hormone activity
Source: RefSeq, a predicted model, not a curated record